UUCCGGUGAAUAAUGAACGUUGAUUAACAAUUAUCGGUGGGAAAAGCGUACAGGAAGUAGCCGGCAGUAAGCAUAGGUUGCUUUCCACCAACAAGAGUACCCACCAGUGCAGUUAGGCUCGAUUUUCGAAACGCCUUCCUGAUUGAGAAUCACUUAUUUCGUGGAAAAAAAAGUGCAAAAGUCAUUCGCCAAUCGACCCGUCGCUGCUCUAUGUGGGAAAAAUAGAGGAGAGUGCGACUGCGGAGAAUCGGCCAGCCAGCGUGAGAGUGUGUAGCAAGCAGCGAAAGUACAUCAUCAAAGGCAUUUCAGAGUGCAGAGCACCUAACAGCAUCGUCAGAAUUGUGUGUCAAAAAAAAUCGCUUCCGCUCCACCUAGGGGAUAGAAAGAUUUUCCUCCUAUGGUGAGAGAAACGGAGAGAAUAAGAGCAUUUGUCGAUGAUUUAGUGAGCGAAAAGAGCGAGAGUGCAAAAUCCGAACAGUUCAGAAGUUAGCACGGAAGAAAAAACCGAGUGUCCAGUAGGUGCUAGAGUUUAUUCUAGUUUGCUGGUGCAAUAAUGAAUGAGCUGGAAGCACUUCGGCAGGAAGCGGAAACGCUGAAGAAUGCAAUCCGUGAUGCUCGAAAAGCAGCCUGUGACACCUCGCUGGUUCAGGCCACGAAUAAUUUGGAACCCAUCGGUAGGAUACAAAUGCGUACCAGACGUACGCUACGGGGUCAUUUAGCCAAGAUCUACGCUAUGCACUGGGGUAGUGACUCCAGGAAUCUAGUGUCUGCCUCCCAGGAUGGUAAGCUGAUCGUGUGGGACUCGCAUACAACGAACAAAGUUCAUGCGAUUCCGUUGCGUUCCUCUUGGGUGAUGACGUGUGCUUACGCACCAUCCGGAAACUUUGUUGCCUGUGGUGGAUUAGACAACAUUUGCUCCAUCUACAACUUGAAGACACGAGAGGGCAAUGUAAGAGUAUCACGUGAGCUUCCAGGCCACACUGGUUACCUGUCUUGUUGCCGCUUCUUGGACGAUAAUCAAAUAGUGACCAGUUCCGGCGAUAUGUCCUGUGGAUUGUGGGACAUUGAAACAGGCCAGCAGUGCACAUCGUUCCUUGGACACACCGGAGAUGUGAUGGCACUGUCUCUUUCACCUCAGUGCCGUGUUUUCGUUUCGGGAGCAUGUGACGCUUCGGCUAAACUGUGGGACAUACGCGAAGGACAAUGCAAGCAAACUUUCCCUGGACACGAGAGUGACAUCAAUGCCGUAACGUUCUUCCCGAAUGGACACGCAUUCGCUACCGGUUCGGAUGAUGCUACCUGUCGUCUGUUCGACAUCCGUGCCGAUCAGGAAUUGGCGAUGUACUCGCACGACAACAUCAUCUGUGGUAUCACCUCGGUAGCGUUCUCCAAGUCCGGCCGUCUGCUGCUGGCCGGCUACGACGACUUUAACUGCAAUGUAUGGGAUACGAUGAAGGCGGAACGAGCCGGUAUUCUAGCAGGCCACGACAACCGUGUAUCGUGCUUAGGGGUUACCGAGAAUGGUAUGGCCGUGGCGACCGGUUCCUGGGACUCGUUCCUGCGCGUCUGGAACUAGGAAGCCAUACCGGUGAAGCAACGUUAUCAGCAGCAACGUCUUUCCGCACUCAAACAAACGCCCGUAGCAUAGAAGCAAAGAACAGCUGCACAACUAGUAGAAACAGGAUAUGUGCAAAGGCGCGCACAUAUGCUCCGCAGCAAAGUGACAAUGUGUACCGCAUUGAGAACACAGCAGGAGAGACAGCAAAAAACCAGUAUAGUUCAUUUUAAUUUUGCUAAUUCAGAUGGAUAGUGCAUUUGCCAGAAAGUUUCUUGUUCGUGGUUAUCGAUUAUUUUAAGUUAACCGGAUCUGAUUUUCAACUUUCGUCACAGAAUGCGUUAGAAAUCUCGUUGUGAUAACCAUGAUUUUGGCACAAAAAAGUUUUAUUUUACCACACAUUCUUUGACCCAUUUUAGUUCACUUUUUGAAAGCCAAAAAUUUUAAAACUGAUACACUAUUUAAAUUGUGCCGUAAUAAAUUUAUUUAUUUUGUGUAUGUAAAUUUUAGACUGUUUUAGUAGCUUUUCUAAUAUUAAGUUUGAACUCUCCUCUCUAGUUUAUUUUCGUAUUAAUUUUUGCCGGCGACAAAAAAAAGAGGAUGAGACCGCGCACAAGAAAAAGUCAUUAAAUAGACGUUUGUAUUUAUUUAUUUUCAUAUGUAUUACAACAUUCGAAUAUUUGUUUAAAAAGCUGCUUUUCAGCUGUAUUAGAUUUUCUAUUAGAAACAAAAGUGUUAUUCCUCUAUUUGUACACAAACAUAUACAUAUAUUUACGAAUAUCUAUUUAUACACGUCUUUGUAUUUAUUUAUUUAGUCUGUACAAUCGAAGAGAAUUAACAAACAAAAAAACUAUGAAGCACAAUAAUCACUCCACUGUGCAUGAGCUCUCAAGGGGUGAUAUCUUAAUGGAAAUUUUGGAAAAACAAUUCAUUUCACAAAACCCGUUUACAGUUCUGCAAACAAAAGGUUUCCUUAGGGUAACGAGCUUGUGCAUCUGGAGCGAUUUCCAGUAGGUAUGCGUUAGUUUUUUGGUCCGCCGCUAGUCGGCGGCAGCUUUCAUUGCAUUUUUUCGGUACCAAAGGCUCUCCUCCUCAUUAAAAGCCAUAUUAGAUUACCUACUUAUGAUUAGAUUGCUUUUAAGAAUGCUGAAUCGAAAAUACGCAAAAGGUUCCAUCUAAGCACACCCCCCAAAAAUAGUUACCUAAUUCGCAUGGAUUUAAUCUUUUUUUUGUGCUAGUCGGUAGCAGAUAACAAAAGUGCUCCUGUUUCGCAACGUACAAUAGGCACUUGUGUUUUUGUUCUGUAGCGUAAAACGGUCAACAGGAAAAUAGUCACAAGCAUAAAUUCAGCAUGGUCAUAUCUCAAGAAUUGUAUGAAAAAAAAAGAAAUAGAAAUGCCUAUAAACUAAAAUUUAAAAAUUUAUACAUGUAAGAUCAUUUAAAAAACCCUAAAUAAAAAAUCGCAUUCAUAAGAAAAAGAGACGCAUUAUACACUGUUUCAGUUACACUUAUAAAGAAAAAAAUCAUUAAAACACAUAGAGGUGAUAAGUGUGUACAAGUUAUAGUAAUACAAGAACAAAUGAGCAGUUACGCCAGCGUUACGAAAGUAAACACAAUGCAUCACAAAUCAGGGUCGGUCGUGCAUCGUUUUGCUUCGGAAAAUAUUCUGUUAAACCAAGGUACGCACAUGGCGCAGUAUCACCACCACACACUUGCCAGCUAGCUGUCGGGAAAUAGGGCUACCGGACACAGGAAAAGACACCACUGCGUGUCGUUUCUUGCUAGCUAGUGUGUCGUAUGUGCUGUGGAUGCACUAGAGUGAUUGGCCUGUACGAGCCUACGAUCGAGCGACAGUGGCCGAAAUUGCAUAAACUAAACGCAUUUUUCAUUCCGCAUAAAUAUCACCGUCAACCUAGUAAUAUCAAAAAUUCACAGUAUCGAAUUAUUCACAAAAAUUUCGCCCAGUGUUGAUCGAUCAGGGAUAUUCCUGAACCAAAACCGGAAUCAGACACAGAUGAUGCGCGUGUAUACCAAUAGCAACGUUUGUUGCCGAAUACUGCAAUGAAAGAAAUUAUCGUUAGCGCCACCCACUGCCUAGUCUCUUCAAAACACAAAUUCUGAGAAAGAUUUAUGCGAAGAAAAUAAGAAAACUAACAAAAGCGAAUAGAGUUAGAAGCGAACAAUUGAACACAAUGAACAAUAAAACACAGUCGUAAAGUAAUUGGAAGUGACACGGAAAACAUAGCAAAUCACAUGAAAAAGAAAUACUUCUAUCAUUGUGUGCGUGCGCUAAUGAAUUAUUUGAACACAGAGAAAAGAGUGCAACUGAAAUUCGACAAAAUCUAGAGUUAAAAAAAACUUUACGAGUUCUCUACGUUCGGAGUGCAUUACCAGGAAAGUAAAAUUUUUUCGCAUGUUUUAGUAAUUGAGCAAUUCUAGCGAGCUUCGAUAAUUAAACUAGCACAAAAGAAUGGCGAAGCUUCUAUCAUGGCUCGAGGUUUAAAGCUGAUACAAUUCCUCUAUUGUCAUACAGUCAGAUAACACCGAAUGUUGCAGUCCACAGGUUAGCUUCAGAUCAUUUUUUACCAAAACAAAGCUGAUUGUAAAACAUAAACUUGUUCUGUUUUAGCGUAAGCAAAAUGGACAUGAAAGCUCGAACUGAUAUGAUUUAAAUUAAAGUGCAUUUGAAACGGACAGUCGUCCAAUCUUCUAAAGUAAAAUAGAGGAAUUUCUGAGUUACGCGUAAUUUACGUGUAAUUUAAAAAAAAACAGCAUAUUUUUUGUUGCUUUCAGUAUUCAUAGAAGUUUAAACCUAGCUGUGCUCUACUGUUAAAAAAUCUGCAUUUGUAAGAAAUAUUGAAGAGAAGAACGAACAGAGCAUAAAAUAAAACUGACCAAACAAGCCAACAACCACUCGAGAAACACUCACAUUGCUUAAUCUUUUAAUUACAUAUACAGAUCAACAAACAAAAACACAUUGAUGUUUUCCUUUUUUACGGUUUUUGAGUGUUUAAUUUCAUACGGAAAAUAACAUUAUAGAAAACAGAAAACCAUCAUCACCGUUCCAUUGCAGUUGAUCAUACAAGUAUCACUCUUUUCCUAAGACCAGUUUUUAUGAACACACCCUUUUCAAAUGGCAAUUAAGUGCGCAGAGCCAGAACUUGCAUUGAACAUCUAUCUAUCGAAACAAGUUCAGAAAAAAAAGUGUGAACGUUUGUAAUUAAAUAAAAACAAAACCAAUCAAACACGACAGAACUCGUGUCACGCGAUGUACGAAUACGAACACGUUGGAUGAUACCAGAUAUAAUAGCAACAAAAAAAAGUAGAAGAAUGAAAGAAACAUCGCCGUAGUAGAGUAACAUUCGGAACCAAACGAUAAUGAGCUGUACUUGAAAUACAUGUCUUGAAUAGAGAAGGGGUCAAAUUGAAAGAAUAAAAAAAUCAACUCUUUAAAUCGAUACGCCCGUCAAAAAAUAAAGUCGAAAUUUAAUGCCGAGACGAGAGACGCUAACUGUUCGUUCGAAUCGAUAAUAUCCCAUUGAGAUUCUAGCCAACAGCCAACACAGCGCGGGGAAUCCGAUCAUGUAGAGCUAUCGAAGUAAGCAGAUAAAAAAAAGUAUGAGAAGAAAACAAGUAAUCACCAUUUUUACACAUUUUGAGGUAUCGAAAAAUAUUAAGAAAUGAAAAAGCUUAGUUUUAAGGUAACAAAAUAAUAAAAGUA
Sabethes cyaneus is the source of this 5276-nucleotide messenger RNA. RefSeq names its product guanine nucleotide-binding protein subunit beta-1. Gene Ontology annotation, cellular component: cytoplasm; heterotrimeric G-protein complex. The record is from RefSeq and is a predicted model, not a curated record. NCBI's taxonomy places the organism in Eukaryota, Metazoa, Arthropoda, Insecta, Diptera, Culicidae. Gene Ontology annotation, biological process: G protein-coupled receptor signaling pathway. The coding region runs from base 554 to 1576 and encodes 340 amino acids. Gene Ontology annotation, molecular function: signaling receptor complex adaptor activity; protein binding. The transcript is spliced from 2 exons.